CUUAUUUAAUCGACCCCGAAAGGAUAAAAGGCAAAGUCGACCUCGGCGGAAUUUGAACUGAGAACGUAACGGCAGACGAAAUACCUCUAAGCACUUCGCCCACCGUGUAACGAUUCUACCUGUUCGCCGGGGUCAGUUUAUUACAAAACCCAAUAAGGACCAAUAAGUUAAAAUACUAGAGGACUCGAGCCCUCAAUAAUGCCGGGGUUUGUGUUGGAAAUUCUGCACGAUCGGAGUAUGAGUACAACGAGUGAAAACGCGGAAGUAGCAGGUCCAGUUGUGUUGGGAGGAAACGUCCUUCUUCGUACUGAAGAAGUACCCAAUAUGAAGAGGCCUAUUGCCUGGGAAAAUGGUCGUUGCUACAACGGCCACUAUGAAGUUAGUCCUACUGGUAACAUUUCUACUCUUUGGAUUCAAAGUCCCUCAAAGUGCACAAAGUACUUUCAGUACAGUGAAAAUAAGAGCACCGCAACAAACUACAGCCCAUACGGAAAGCACUCUGAGUGAAGUAAAGAAAAUAGAUAGGAAAAUACGCAAGCUGCUGAGUUGUAAUAGGAUGCACCACCCAAAGGCAGACGUAGGUCGCCUUUACCUUCCCAGAGCCCAAGGAG
Molecule: messenger RNA, 611 nt
Organism: Octopus sinensis (East Asian common octopus)
Lineage: Eukaryota; Metazoa; Mollusca; Cephalopoda; Octopoda; Octopodidae
Exons: 2
Coding region: 199-507 (102 amino acids)
Source: RefSeq, a predicted model, not a curated record